UUUCUAGCUAGAGGAUCAGCUCUGGCGUCACUUUCGGUAGCAGCCGCGCAACGGAAACGACCGUCGCUUGAAAACGUUUUAAGCAGCUCUAAAGCUGCGUAAGUAGCGUUUUAUUACACAUUCAAAUACGGAGAUUAUCCAACACAACGGAGGAGUUUUAAAAUGGCUCCUUCGUAAAGGAAAAGAGGGAGAAUAAGGGAUUUAGUCGUUGUCGCUGUCCUUCCUGUCCAGCCCUUUGUUUUUCCCCACUGCUGUGCUUGUGGAGGCGACCAGUAGCGCCCUCGCGCGAGCUAACAGAGAAGAGAUCGAGGAUAGGGAGCCAAGCGAGCGGCCGAGCCUCUUGCAUCCAGAGCGACGUGGGUCCCCCCAGCUCAGUUGUCCGAUGCGGAGUGAGGAUGAGUCCCGCUCUGGAAGCCCUCAUGCAGGCGGACGGGACUCCUUUUCCCGGAAAAGGGGUGAUGCUUGAGCCCUUCGUGCACCAGGUGGGAGGCCACUCCUGUGUGCUCCGGUUUGGGGAACAAACUAUAUGCAAACCGCUCAUACCGCGGGAGCACCAGUUCUACAAGAGCCUUCCUCCGGAGAUGAGGAAGUUCACCCCUCAGUAUAAAGGUGUAGUGUCAGUCAGUUUCGAAGAAGAUGAGGAAGGGAACCUGUGCCUCAUCGCCUACCCCCUCCACAGUGAAUCUGGGGACCUGGAAAACAAAGAUCCCUCGGCAGACUGUGAGCCCAAGAGCAAGAUGCUGAAGUUGAGCAACAAGAAGCAGUCCUCGUUGCUUCUGGAGAACGACAACUACAGCAAAGACAGAGCACGAAACAGCCGUAAAGAAGACAAGAUCAUGAGUUAUAACCGUGAUGAGAUGCAGCAGCAGGCCGAGGUUCUCUACUUCAGCCUGGAAAAGGGCAACGUUGUGCCACAGAUCAAACACAACCCCUGGAGUCUCAAAUGUCAUCAGCAGCACUUACAAAGGAUGAAGGAGAAUGCAAAGCACCGUAACCAAUACAAAUUUAUUCUUUUGGAGAACCUGACAUGGCGCUACACUGUACCGUGUGUCUUAGACUUGAAGAUGGGAACUCGCCAACAUGGAGAUGAUGCAUCAGAGGAGAAGAAAGCCAAUCAGAUUCGCAAGUGUCAACAGAGCACAUCUGCUUCUAUUGGAGUGCGACUUUGUGGCAUGCAGGUGUACCAGUCAGACUCAGGCCAGCUGAUGUUCAUGAAUAAGUACCACGGCCGUAAAUUGACCCUUGCCGGCUUCAAGGAGGCGCUCUAUCAGUUCUUCCACAAUGGGUGUCGCCUACGGCGAGAGCUGCUGUCCCCAGUGCUGCGCAGACUCCGGGAAAUGCAAGCUGCCUUGGAGGCCUGCGAGUCUUACCGCUUCUACUCCAGCUCCCUGCUCAUCAUCUAUGAUGGAAACCCUCCCAGGACUCGUACUAGACCCAGACACCGUGGUGGGGAAGAAGGUGAUGAUGAUGAGCCAUCUGAUGAUGAUGAUGAAGGGGAGGAGGAGGAAGAGGAAGGGGCCUUUGGUUUCCCUCGAUCUUCCUCAGCAGGUGGCGGUGCUGGUGUGGCCGGAGGGAGCAGCAACAGUGGCAGCAGUCGCUCCUCCCACAGCACAGGAGAGACCAAGAGCCCCGCGGUAGACGUGCGCAUGAUUGACUUUGCUCACACUACCUGUCGGCACUAUGGAGAGGACAGUGUGGUGCAUGAAGGCCAGGACAGUGGUUUCAUUUUCGGCCUCCAGAACCUGAUAACCAUUAUCUCCGAGCUGGAGGAUCACAGUACUGAUUGAGGCUGGACUGAAUUGAACAUGGUCUAAAUUUACAGCAUGGGAAGAGCUCACUGAAACCCUGCUACUCAGAGGUGCAUCGCCCUUACGCCUACUUGGGGGUCUGACACUUCUCUUCUUGGAAGGAACAUCAGACACCUCGGGGUCAGGGGAGAGUCUGUGGUUGUUCCCACGCUCUCCCUCACCUGACAGAGGACAGGGCGUCCUGUGCCCUUACUUGCACUUUUCUCUUUCUGGGACUGCUCCUUUUCUUUGUUAUACAUAGUAGGGGAGACGUUGUAUGAGACGGCGGUCGUUCAACAAACACAGGGACUCCUGUAGUACCCUAGGACCGACCUUCCCCUCUCCUCCUCUGGUACAGACGAGUUUCUUUAUUGUUAAGUUCUCUCUGAGAGAGAAAGCGAGAUAAUUGAACCUCAAGUGUAGUUCUAGGAGCCAGGACGUGGUGCUUUACCUGUGAUAUGACAUACGGUUUGUUUUGGGGGGGGGGGGGGGGGGGGGAUGAAUUUUGGACUGACGGUCCUAAACAGCACAUUACUUGUGGGGAAGUUGACUGUACAAGCUGACCGUGGCUGGCUAGGUCUGUACCUUUUUGUAGCAAUUGAAAACUUAAGCUUCGGAGAAGGACAUUUUCGGUUAUUAUUGGAGUCUCUUCAGACCCUUGCAACAAACAUGGUUUUUAUGUCCACCGGGAACUCGUAUUUACACUUUUGGUGGAAGAACAAGAUUAUUUUGGUCUAGAAGAAGGGAUUUUCCUUUUUUCAACAGUUGCCUCUCCUUGUACUUUUUUGCAUAUAUACAAAAUGCUUUUUGAGGGGGUAAUAUCCUUGUUUUGUCACUGUCCUUGUUGUCUGAUUUCUCCUCUUCAUUCCUGAAACUUUGACUAAACAAAGAGAAUAUAUUAAUUAAAAACACUAGCUACAAAGACUAUAUAGAGAUUAUUUUAUUUGAAAGGAUUGUUUAAAAAAAUAAAUAAAAUGGAAACUGCUACAUUCCAUACUACCACUCUUAUCUGUUCUGAUACCAACUUUGAUUUAUUUUAUUAUUGCAAGAGACAAUGGUUCUCUUGUAUACCUGUGUGUUAACAGUGUCUUGACAAAUAAAGGCAUUCAUUUGUUGUAAAAA
Messenger RNA from Cyclopterus lumpus (lumpfish), 2909 nucleotides. Its product is annotated as inositol hexakisphosphate kinase 2-like. The transcript is spliced from 5 exons. Gene Ontology annotation, biological process: phosphatidylinositol phosphate biosynthetic process; inositol phosphate biosynthetic process. The coding region runs from base 396 to 1787 and encodes 463 amino acids. Gene Ontology annotation, cellular component: cytoplasm; nucleus. NCBI's taxonomy places the organism in Eukaryota, Metazoa, Chordata, Actinopteri, Perciformes, Cyclopteridae. Gene Ontology annotation, molecular function: inositol hexakisphosphate kinase activity. The record is from RefSeq and is a predicted model, not a curated record.